This is a messenger RNA of Sceloporus undulatus (fence lizard), 1514 nucleotides long. RefSeq names its product transmembrane protein 101 (gene TMEM101). The record is from RefSeq and is a predicted model, not a curated record. The transcript is spliced from 4 exons. The coding region runs from base 19 to 807 and encodes 262 amino acids. Gene Ontology annotation, biological process: positive regulation of canonical NF-kappaB signal transduction. NCBI's taxonomy places the organism in Eukaryota, Metazoa, Chordata, Lepidosauria, Squamata, Phrynosomatidae.
CUUCCGCCCUAAAAGAAAAUGGCGGCGGGCAGCACGGGUUCCGGGCGGCAGCGGCGGCGCGGUGCGCUGCGGCUGUUGAUGCGGGUCGGGUCGGUGCUGCUCACCCGCUUCCCUUUCUGGCACUGCCUCAGCAGCCUCCUCCUCAACGCAGAGCGCGCCGAGGCCCGGAGGAAACCAGAUAUCCAGGUCCCAUUUCUCUACUUUGACAUGGGUGCUGCAGUUCUGUGUGCCAGUUUCAUGUCCUUUGGGGUGAAACGACGGUGGUUUGCCCUGGGGGCUGCCUUACAGUUGGCCAUCAGCACAUAUGCGGCUUAUAUUGGAGGCUACGCUCACUACGGAGAUUGGCUGAAGGUUAGGAUGUAUUCACGAACAAUAGCCAUAAUUGGUGGUCUCUUGGUCUUGGCAAGUGGUGCUGGAGAGAUCUACCGCCAGAAACCCCGAAACAGAUCACUACAGUCCACUGGGCAGGUUUUCAUUGGCAUCUACCUCAUUUGUGUGGCCUACUCUCUUCAGCACAGCAAGGAAGACCGCCAGGCCUAUCUCAGCGGCAUCCCUGGUGGGGAAAUUGCCUUGCAGCUUCUCUUUGUGCUUUAUGGUGUCCUUGCGCUCUCUUUCCUCUCUGGCUACUACAUCACCACAGCUGCCCAGAUCCUGUCAGUCAUUCUCCCUCUUGUCAUUCUCUUCAUCGACGGCAACUUGGGUUAUUGGCAUGAUUCCCGACGAGUGGAAUUCUGGAACCAAAUGAAGCUGAUUGGACAGAACGUUGGGAUCUUUGGGGCCUCCAUAAUUUUGGCCACAGAUGGUUGAGAAUAGAAACUGUGAGACUUGAUUGAUUUAGGGUUUUGGAAGAAGAGAAUUUCAGGGAAGGAACUUGGAUAUAUAUAUUUUUAAAUGGCUUAUUUAUUUUUUCCUGGGGUUUUUUUUUUACCACUUAAAAAUUCUUAGUCACUUCCCAUUGGCAGCUAAAUGAACUAGUGGGUUUCUUCAAAAACCUGUGUAACUCCAAUAUACUCAUUCUCUCUUGCUCUCUUUUUUGUUUUUAAAUUAUCACAGGCAGUUCUGCCAGCCUCCUGCUUCUCAGCCACGUAGAGAGCAAAUUGUUUAAAGGACUAGAUUACAUUGAUAAAGGUUUAGGGCUUUGGCCUCCUGCAGAUGGGAAAAAGUGAAUGUAUGCUUCCCAUCCAUUCAUUAUAUAAAAGAUCACUGGACAAAAGUAACUGGCACUGCUGUUACCUAGUGUGCUGCUGUGGUAAAACCACCAAUGUAGGUUAGAUAGCCAAAGACACAGAGGUCUGACUAGAGAUGUAAAAUUUACAAUUAUGAAGCCAUGGGAAAAGAUGUGGUUUUUGGCGGGGAAAAAAUGGAGAUUUUUGGGAAAAUGUAAAAAUUGCAAUAUUAACAUCCCCUUUGCAGAUUGAAAGUAAUUUUUCCUGCUUGGAACAUAAAAUUCUUUAUAUAUGACUUUGGCAUAACAUUGUCAUGCUUCAUGUAUAAUAAAACACUGAACUUUUUUU